AUGCCCCGAAAUCACCAUCCGGCUGCCUCUACCCUCAGAAACCGCAACCGGAUUACAAACAAAACACGCCUUAAGAUCCACCAGGGCUCACUCGACGCAGAUGCCAUCCUCAUUCCAGACGAAGACGAGGAGAAGCAUCGUCUCACCAACCUCGUCGCUGGUGUCGAUGCUGAGGACGCCAAUGAACACCAUUUGCAAGAGGUGCUAUCUGCGGUCCAUAGGACCAAUGUCAUUAACCGGCAGCCCAGAGGCAGCGUUGACAAACCCGCUCCCGCUCCUGCACCCGCUUUUAUUCCAACACCUGACUCUACAGGCAUCGUUGAAAACUAUGACGAGCUCUAUCCACCAAACAGAUGGAAGGAUCCUACAACAUAUGUACACACCUCCCAGACAGUGGAAGAGCAUAUCACCAAUGGACUCGCCAACGGGUUCACGUAUUACAUGGAUGAGCGCGACAAGGAGUGGCUUGACAAGAAUAACGAGGAAGCCCGGGGUGAAGGCACGAGUGCCCAAGGUGCUGUGUCGGCAUCCGGAACUCGGACUUCAGCUCGUAGUGCGAAGGCUAAGGGCAAGGAGCCCGAAUCUUCGCUCCCGGUCGUUAUCUCUGAAGAUGAAUUCGAGUUGGUGAUGGGUAUAUUUGAGAAAGUAACGCACGAGAAGACGGAGUAUCUGCAUCACAGCUUGGAAACAGGCAUGGAAUUCCCUGCUUUUUCAGAGUAUCAGGAUGUCUUUUCCGCGACACUUCCGGUGACGAUGUUUGCAACAUACAGUGUGCCAAGUUGGAUACCUACACCGCAAGCCUUGCUCAAAAGCGCAAGAGCCAUUUACCCUUAUUGGAAGGAGCGCAGAUUGGAACGAGGAGGACACCGAAUCAUACCCACCUUGAAUGGCGAUGAAUCCGAUACUCUCAACGAAUCCUACAUAUGCUUCCGAAGACGAGAAAGCAAAGCCGUCCGAAAGACUCGUGCAUCACAAGUCACAUCGUCGGAUAAGCUAGCCCGACUUCAAGCAGAAUUCUCCUACCCACUCGAACUCGCAAAAGCAAUCCUGACCCGAGAAACCUUGAAGAAGGAAUUGGCUGCUCAAUCUCAGGCCGUUUGGGAGAAGCGCCUAGCUUUCGUGGAUCUCAAACGCAAAUUUCCUAGUCUCAAUGACAAGAUUGAUGAGGAAUUGCUGGUAGACAAGGAACGACCGACAAAGAGGGCGGAUACUGCGCGCGUCCCAGGUUUGAAGAUUAGGACCAGCGACCAAGCUCUCCCUCCUCCUCGCCAGGAAGUCGUUAUUCGUCCCAAGGAACGUCAACAAAUGAUACGCGACCAGAUCGAAAGCCAACUGGCCCGCAUAAAGGAUCUCGAUCACCACUGGGAAGAUCAAGUCGACAAUCCUUAUCAAAGCCUUCCAGUGCCUUAUGCUUCGAGAUUAUUCAAAUACAUCCCUCCUCCCAAUACCCCAUCCUGGCCUUCCUCAAAUUCAGACAAGACAGAUGACGAGGCCACAAAUGUACCACCUCGCAUUUCCCGUGCAGUUCGCAUGCGUGUCGGUCGCGGCGGCCGUAUACUUUUGGAUCGUCGGGAUGCUGUGGCACGUCGUCCAGUGAAGAAGCUGCCGCGCUCGUCUCUGUUCGCUCUAGGCGAUUCAGAAGAUGAAAGUGCUGGUGCUGAUGGAAUGGAUGUUGACGAAGAUCCGGAGGAAAUCGAGCGCAACAGACGCCUUGAAGAACGGUGGAGGUUCGAUGAGGAUGAUGUUCCACCUACCGGCCCAGAAGGCCCCGACGAGCAAGACAGAAUCCUAGUUGAUGAUUAUAAUCCCACAUAUCUGCGGCAUACAAUGACUCUAUUCAACGAGAGCGACCACGUCAGCUUGAUGACAGACCCGACUGUAUACAUCACUGCUCCGGAUGGUCGCCAACUUCCUGUUGUUCCCUAUCGCCUUGGAAUGCCAGCCCCUGCUAUACGACGGGACGCGCAAGGCCGCCCAUAUCCCAUUCAACAACACAUUCCCCCUAAUCAUCCUCUUGCGAAUAUGGUUGCUCCUGGUGGUAUUCCUGUAUCCAUGCAGCACCAGAUCAAGAAGAUGCAACCUCCAACAGCAGCACCGCAAAUGCGAAUAUCUUCGAACGGAGGCAUGCGUCCUCCUGCUGUGAUGCCACUAUCGAAUAUCCAACAGGCCCAACACGUGAACGGAGCCGUGCCCCAUCACGUCGCGUCACCUCACCCUGUUCCCGUUCCCGUUCCUCAGCAUCCACCCGCCAAUGGCGUCAACGGGAUUAGUCGAGCUGCUAUAUCCAUGCCCCAUGUUGAUGUCCAGAAGCCGGAGGUUAUCGCGACACCAGCCAUUGCAAACGGUGUGCCAGCCAACCCACAACCUGAUCCCAAUGCGGAGAUGACAGUGAACGGUCUUCCGAUCCGACCAAAAUCACAGAACGUGACGCCUCAGCCUCAUCUCGGUCUAGGUGUGCCGACGAAUGGGUACCAUUUGACGCCGAUGAAUAACAUGACUGCGGCUGCCCUCGUCAACUCGGCAGCCUUCCAGCACAAUCAAGGCCAGCAGCAAAUUCCGACAGGCUUGUCUCUUCAACAAGUGCAAAAUUUGAAGAAUGUUUUCGCCAAUAUGCCUGCCCCUGAACUUGCAGCCUUCCAGGCUGCCAGAGGAAUACCAAAUUCAUACAUGCUUCCUGCUAACGGUGCGAAUAUGAACAUGCAGCUGGCCCAGGGUGCAAAUAUGAACUUGAAGUUACCGCCCGCUCGUCAGAUGCAGUGGAUGAAUUCACCGCUGCAGCGACCGCCUUCUGUGGUAAAUGGAACGGACACUCAAAUUAAUGGUGCAAUGGUUGCUAGUCCCAGCAUUAGCCAUUCCGUACCGGUUCGCUCUCCUUCGGCCAACGGGCAGCGCCCUGUGAUGCGGAAUGGGGUUCAUAUGAACGGGCAGCAUUCGAUGUCGCCUCAUAUGCAGCAUUCGCCUUCACCACUUCCGAAUAUUUCCCAGUCGCAGUCGCCUCCCCGGGUGCCGAUGACCCCCAAUAUGGCCAUGACCUCACCUUCGUUGCAACAACAGCAACCAGUCGGCGGUCAGCAAAAUGGCUAUUAA
Messenger RNA from Psilocybe cubensis, 3087 nucleotides. RefSeq lists its product as uncharacterized. Gene Ontology annotation, cellular component: piccolo histone acetyltransferase complex. Lineage: Eukaryota; Fungi; Basidiomycota; Agaricomycetes; Agaricales; Agrocybaceae. The transcript has 7 exons. Gene Ontology annotation, biological process: regulation of transcription by RNA polymerase II. The coding region runs from base 1 to 3087 and encodes 1028 amino acids. The record is from RefSeq and is a predicted model, not a curated record.